ACCCACUCUCUCUCCCUUGCGACAGUGACGAUGCGCCCUCUUCCCUCCCUUGCCGAGGCGCCCUCUUCCUCCCUCGCGGCAGCACCCUCUCCCUAGCACGCCACAUGAAGGCGUCCUCUCCCUCGCUUGCAUCGUCUGCGCUCACCAAUAAAUUUGUCGCGUCGUCUGCGCACAGAGCAAAAUGGGAUUCUUUCCUCCUCCGGCGGCCGGAUCUGCUGCGUCGGGGCUCGAUCUGUCGAUUCAACGUUAAGGACGAGCUCCCGGAGGCGACUUCCGAGACGGCGGCCAGCGGGUCGUGCUCUUCUUCGCCCCGCCAUGGACUCCACCGCUUCGGUGCUGGACCAACUGGCGGCGCUGCUGACAGGCCGCGCCCCACCUACCGAGGGCGAGGGGGACUACCGCAGGCUACUCGCGCUGCUGACAACCUCCCUCGCCAUGGUCGUCGGCUGCGGCGCCACCCUCCUCGUCCGCCGCUCCUCCGCCACGCUCUAGGAAAUGGAGGCGCCCCCGCCUCCCUCCUGAUGUCAGCGAUGGUGUUGCUCUCGGUUGUCCUGCCCUGCCGGCACCCUCCUAUCCUCCAAGGGCGUCCACAGCGAAGAGCAAGCGCUGAUUGGGAUUGAGAGCCUGCUCAUGGACACCCAGAGCUUGGACCUAUGAUUGUUCGGUUUCUGUAGGUGCCAUACUACCUUGGUGAGAUGACUGAACAAGUAGAGCAGGAGGACCAAAUGCCAGUUCAGGUGUGGCUGGUUUGACCUAUGAUUGAGAAAACUCUGCAUUGAUGGGAAUUGCUUAGCAGCAGAGAUUU
Lolium perenne is the source of this 805-nucleotide messenger RNA. Lineage: Eukaryota; Viridiplantae; Streptophyta; Magnoliopsida; Poales; Poaceae. The record is from RefSeq and is a predicted model, not a curated record.